Molecule: messenger RNA, 1590 nt
Organism: Dibothriocephalus latus
Lineage: Eukaryota; Metazoa; Platyhelminthes; Cestoda; Diphyllobothriidea; Diphyllobothriidae
Source: the annotation of a GenBank genome assembly
AUGUGCCGUUAUGCUGCGCUUCCUCUCAAUCCACAGCUUGGCAUCUCACCUCUGCACUUUUCGGCCAUGAACGGCCACUUGAGCACAUGCGAGGCCCUACUGAAAGCUGGUAUAAGUCGUGAUGCGCGAACGAAGGUGGAUAGGACCCCUUUGCAUCUGGCCGCUCAGGAAGGGCAUGCUGACAUCGUUGAACUUCUGCUGAAGAACGGGGCCGAUCUUGAAGCCAAGGAUAUGCUGCGUAUGACUGCACUCCACUGGGCAGCAGAACGCGGUCACUCGCCGGUUGUCCAAGUUCUUAUGCGUUACGGAGCCAACGUUCACCUUCAGAACAAGUUUGAAAUGACCCCGCUGGAGAUAGCUGAGGCCAAGGGCCAUACCGAUGCUCGGGAUGCGAUGCUGAAUACUCAGCUGGACGUAAUCUCCUCCGUAGGCAAGAUGGCGGCACCAGGUGACAACUUUGCCGACGCGAAUGCCUUUAUCCUGACCGACGAGGAGACGCUGAUCCCGGCGGCCCCACCUGCGGAUGAAGUUACCGUGGUCACUGCCCUGCCCUCAAGCGAAGAGACCGAGACGGCAAUGGCGGCUUCAGCCAUUACCUCUCAGGAGGCUUCCAACUCCUGCUCACUUCCUUGUCCGAUAGUGAAAAGGGAGCCGGAGGAGGAGGACGAUACCAAGAAGACCCUCGGUGAGUGGUCGGAGGCGGUGAGACAACUCACGGACAACAGCAUGGACACCAUCCUAGAGAAUUCGCAAGCAGAACUCAGCCGGGAUUCAGAUGCCUCGACAGACCAGUACUUUGGUGGAAUAAAAUCGGAGGGUCCGCUGCUCGACGAUAUGGCUGUACCCUCACCUUGUCCUGUGGACGCUGAUGUACUGGCGGCUUGUAAAGGAGAUGCGGUAGAGGAUGAAUCUAACCAGAACAUGGUGAGUAUCGAAUGUGUUCUGUGUCUGUUUAGCAUUCUGUGGAACGACCCGGUGACGGUGGUCGCAGUAUUAUUGGUUAUUCGCAUCGACUCCUUGUGUGCUUUUCCAUUAGUUGUAGAAACCCCGGAUGGUCGCUUACUGUAUGUACGGCAAGGGGAGGAGUUUGGGACGACUAGCCUGGCCAUCUUUACUGAAGACGGAACAGCCAUCGAAGACGAGAGCCUCCUUCAGCAGGUCGUUAGUGCUAUUGCUGCUUUCCCAGCCCAGUCACCUCCAGAGACAGAAAUGAAUGCGAAAAAUGGACUCUCUGGAAAUGGUAUUGCCGUCAGCGACUCUCCUGUCUCUAAUCACUCAGCCUGUCGAAAUGGACCACUGAGCCCCACCACUAAAGACGCCAAUUUGGAACCGAUACCAGUGGAGGGUGACAAGAAGGAUAUUCUUGAUCAGCUUGCCCAGUUUGCAGCCGAUCGCAGUCAGCUUGGCAGCAGCCUUUGUAUAGAUGUUACCACAAAUCAGGCCUCUAAAACGCUGCUUCUCGGAUCUUCCUACAUUGCCAACCUACAUAUAUAUUAUUUGCUUGUACACCGAUCUACCUCUCAGGAUGUGCCCGUCCUGGGUCGAUGCUUUCGCGAAUCGGUCCAACCGAUUGUUUCGCAAAGCUAUUAA